AUGUCCUUCGCCGAAGGCUCGUCGCAGUAUGCGCAAUCUCCCAGACUAUCUCAGUUCACGCACUACGAUGCCUCGACACCACCUCUCCCGCCGCCAAAGCCCUCGAGCGGCAGAGACACUCCAUCUCGAGGCCCCCCACUGCCACCUCCACCGACAGCCCAGCCAUCAUCCCUGAACUCAGCAGACGCCUAUGCCAACCAGCACCAGAAUCAGAUUCCACUUCCUGCACCUGGUUGGCUGCCUUCGAUCGUUCACGAUCUGUCUACCGACGAUCUCAAAAGACUGCUCGAGAGUCCUGACGUACAAGCUGCUCUGCUGAACGACUACGAGAGCACGCAUCCUUCGAUACCUGCCUCUCAAGAUAGUCUGCGUCAAGUCCUCGACUCGAACCUCCAGAUAGCUUCCUCAUUGCAACAAGUCGAAUCCCGCUUGCUCCAUCAACGCGCCCAAACCCAAUCUCGUUUGAUCGCUCUUCGCGCUCUCGAACAGCAGCACAAGUCGAAGAUUGUCGAAACCGAGGAUACUCUGAAAGGCUUCAGCCCCAUGGCUCUGUACCAGCGCCUGAGUGCCAGCGCUCAGGAACAAGAUGCUUUGGUAAAAGGAAUCGAGGACAGCUUCCUCGACGAUGGUGGUCUUGCUCCGGACAGAGAGGUCCAGGACUUUGUCCGUCGUUUGAGAGAAGCCAAACGUGUCGCCUUCCUUCGCAAUCAGCGCAAAGAACGUUGGGAUGAAGGAAGAGUUGGCGGCUGGAGAUGA
Molecule: messenger RNA, 756 nt
Organism: Aureobasidium namibiae CBS 147.97
Lineage: Eukaryota; Fungi; Ascomycota; Dothideomycetes; Dothideales; Saccotheciaceae
Exons: 1
Coding region: 1-756 (251 amino acids)
Biological process (GO): ubiquitin-dependent protein catabolic process via the multivesicular body sorting pathway; protein targeting to vacuole; protein targeting to membrane
Cellular component (GO): ESCRT I complex
Source: RefSeq, a predicted model, not a curated record